This is a messenger RNA of Orycteropus afer afer, 945 nucleotides long. It is a transcript of the gene SOWAHD, whose product is annotated as sosondowah ankyrin repeat domain family member D. Gene Ontology annotation, molecular function: protein binding. The record is from RefSeq and is a predicted model, not a curated record. Bases 1 to 945 code for a protein of 314 amino acids. The transcript has a single exon. NCBI's taxonomy places the organism in Eukaryota, Metazoa, Chordata, Mammalia, Tubulidentata, Orycteropodidae.
AUGGCCCAGCCCCGAGGGGACGCGAGUCGGCCGUCCAGGGCCUCCCUGACCAUGGCGCUGAGCCUGCGGAGCGCCCCGCAGCACCAUCUCUCCAGGCUGGACACCGGGAGCCUGGGCAGAUACCGUGGCGCUGCCGCCAACGCUCGGGAGUCCUCCUUUCAAGGCUCCGGGAUGCUCUCGGGAGCCGGCUUUGCGCGCCGGCGGGGAGCGCUCCGCGAGCUGUUGGGACUGCAGGGGGCGACUCCCGCUGGGUGGCCGUCGGAGGAGCGCGUGGACGAGCCGCCGCCAGCCGCGCCGGCCGGCAGCGGGCUGUGCAUGGAUCUGCGGGAGCACGCCUGGAUGCUGGCGGCCGCCGGGGGCCGCUUUGAGGAGCUGCAGGAACUGCUGGAGGCUGAGCCGGGACUGCUGCUACGGAGCGACCCGAUCACCGGCUACACGCUGCUGCACUGGCUGGCCAAGCACGGGCGUCACGAGGAGCUCAUCCUGGUGCAUGACUUCGCCCAGCGCCAGGGGCUGCAGCUCGACGUGAGCGUCCCGGGCAGCGGCGGCCUCACGCCUCUCCACCUGGCUACCCAGCAGGGUCACGACAUGGUCAUCAAGGUGCUGGUUGGCGCCCUGGGCGCCGACCCCACGCGUCGCGACCACAGCGGCCAUCGAGCCUGCCACUACCUGCGGCCCGACGCACCCCGGAGGCUGUGGGAGCUGUCGGGGGCCGAGGAUUGGGAAGUGAUGGGCGGUGACGAGCGUAACAACUCCAACAACAACAGCAGCGGUGGUGCCGCGCGGCUCCUGCGAUGGACCCUGAGCCCAGCGGGCACGACGGCCGUGGAGGCAACGGCUAGAGCGGCGGCGCCGUCGGCCAAGGGGAAGGAUUCCGUGGGCUCCCGAGUGGCGCAAAUUCAAGGCCUUUUGCGCCAAGUGUUUCCCUUCUUCCAGGACCGUUGA